AUGGGCGAGGUGCCCUUGGACUGUUUUCAGCACUUGCUUCGAAGCGACUUCACCGUGUACCUAGUGACCUUUAAAACCGCUGUGUCAAGUGGCCGAGAUAGCGCCGCGCCGCGCCGCGCCGCGCCGUGCCGCCUCGCCGCGUUACGAAGUCCAGGCAGUUCGCGGCGGAUCGCCGUGUGGUGUGAAGUGUUGUUGUUGUUGUUUGUGAUUGUUGUGGACCUCCAGUUCGCAAUCGGUGUGGCCGACGUCGCGAGAAGUGAAGUGGGGUUCGACGUGCUGCUUGCUUCCAAGAUAUGUUUGAAAUAUUCUAAAAAAUUAUUAUCAGUAUCACUUACUUUACUUUACAAAUUCUAA
This is a messenger RNA of Gryllus bimaculatus (two-spotted cricket), 354 nucleotides long. NCBI's taxonomy places the organism in Eukaryota, Metazoa, Arthropoda, Insecta, Orthoptera, Gryllidae. The record is from the annotation of a GenBank genome assembly.